Messenger RNA from Lodderomyces parapsilosis, 1317 nucleotides. RefSeq names its product kynurenine--oxoglutarate transaminase. Lineage: Eukaryota; Fungi; Ascomycota; Pichiomycetes; Serinales; Debaryomycetaceae. Gene Ontology annotation, biological process: biosynthetic process. Bases 1 to 1317 code for a protein of 438 amino acids. Gene Ontology annotation, cellular component: cytoplasm; mitochondrion. The record is from RefSeq and is a predicted model, not a curated record. Gene Ontology annotation, molecular function: L-kynurenine:2-oxoglutarate transaminase activity; pyridoxal phosphate binding. The transcript has a single exon.
AUGACAACAUCAAGACAAUCUGAUCCUGCUUCUUUGCACAACCCAUACUUUAACCUCAAACCAGGACAAAAGGAUAUUUGGUCCUUGAUUAACGAGACUGCGGCUGCAGCACAAGAAGCAAACCCAGACACCAAAAUAGUUAACUUGGGGCAAGGGUUUUUUUCAUAUAGUCCACCAGAUUUUGCUAUCCAAGCUGUUGAUGAUGCAUUGACAAAGCCACAAUAUAAUCAGUAUGCGCCUGCGAAAGGAAACCCCAAUUUGUUGAAACAGGUUGCAGCACAUUACUCCAAAAGCUAUGGCCGUGAUGUACCAGUUGAUGAAGUGCAAAUUACUACGGGAGCAAACGAAGGUAUGUUUGCCGUAUUUUUUGGGUUCUUGACUCCAGGAGAUGAAGCAAUUGUCUUUGAGCCAUUUUUCGAUCAAUAUAUUCCAAACAUUGAAAUGACUGGUGCUAAGGUGAGAUAUGUUGAGAUAAAGUAUCCGAAAAAAUUGGACACUAAAACCGUCAAUGCCUCAGAUUGGGAAAUCGAUUGGGAUCAAUUAGAAAACAGUAUCAAUGACAAGACAAAGUUAAUUGUCAUCAAUACGCCUCAUAAUCCAAUCGGUAAAGUCUUUACCAAUGAGGAGUUACACAGGAUUGGUGAGUUGGUGAUCAAACAUAAUUUGAUUUUGGUUAGUGACGAAGUUUACGAAAACUUGUACUUUACACCAGAGUUCCCAAGACCUGCAAAUUUGAAAUCCCUAUCUGAAUUGAAAGAGCGUACAUUGACAGUUGGGUCUGCAGGUAAAUCUUUUGCAGCUACAGGAUGGAGAGUUGGUUAUAUCCAAGGACCAGCUUCAUUGAUCAAAUAUGUUGCCGCUGCUCAUACGAGAAUUUGCUUUUCAACCCCUCAUCCAUUGCAGCAAGCAGUGGCACAAGCAUUUGAACAAGCAGAUAAGCUCGACUAUUUUACCAAAGUGAAGGACGAGUACGUGAAAAAGUAUGAAUUGUUCACUAAGGUGUUUGAUGAUUUGGGCUUACCAUACACCGUAUCCGAAGGUGGUUAUUUCCUUUUGGUCAAUUUAUCCAAGUUAAAGAUUCCUUCAGACUAUGAAUUUCCUGAAGCUAUAUCCAGUAGAGGAACUUUGGAUUUCAAAUUAGCCUAUUGGUUGAUUAAGGAAAUUGGUGUUGUGGGGAUCCCACCGACAGAGUUUUUAAUUGAAGAGAGAAGACGCGGUAACGGAUUAGAAAAUUGUGUUCGAUUCGCUGUGUGCAAAGACGAUGUUGUUUUGGAAGAGGCAGUUGAGAAGUUGAAGAAGUUGAAGAACUAUUUAUAG